This is a messenger RNA of Drosophila hydei, 1517 nucleotides long. RefSeq names its product mitogen-activated protein kinase p38b (gene p38b). Lineage: Eukaryota; Metazoa; Arthropoda; Insecta; Diptera; Drosophilidae. Gene Ontology annotation, molecular function: MAP kinase activity; ATP binding. Gene Ontology annotation, cellular component: nucleus; cytoplasm. Bases 106 to 1191 code for a protein of 361 amino acids. The record is from RefSeq and is a predicted model, not a curated record. The transcript has a single exon. Gene Ontology annotation, biological process: protein phosphorylation; intracellular signal transduction.
UUUACAUCACUAGCAGAAUACUGCUUCUUCUUUAAUUCGUGAAAUUUUUUUUGGAUAACAAGAUAAAAAGACGAUUUUUACGACAAUCAUAUAAAGUCCAUUAAAAUGCCGAAAUUUUAUAAAAUUGAGAUCAAUCGUACCGAAUGGGAUAUUCCUGAAACGUACCAAAAUCUCCAGGCUGUUGGACAGGGUGCCUACGGCCAAGUGUGCAAGGCCCUGGUGCGAGGUACCUCGACAAAGGUGGCUAUUAAGAAAUUAGCCCGUCCUUUUCAAUCGGCAGUGCAUGCGAAGCGCACAUACCGUGAGUUAUGUCUCCUAAAGCACAUGGAUCACGAAAAUGUUAUUGGACUGCUGGAUGUAUUUCAUCCCGGCCAGCCAGCCGAUUCGUUGGAUCAAUUUCAGCAGGUCUACAUGGUAACACAUCUUAUGGACGCUGAUCUAAAUAACAUUAUACGCACGCAGAAGCUAUCAGACGAGCAUGUGCAAUUUCUUGUCUAUCAGAUAUUGCGUGGAUUAAAGUAUAUUCACAGCGCUGGGGUCAUUCACCGUGAUUUGAAACCCUCCAAUUUGGCUGUAAAUGAGGAUUGCGAGCUGCGUAUCUUAGAUUUCGGACUGGCUCGACCCGCUGAGAGUGAAAUGACGGGAUAUGUGGCAACGCGUUGGUAUCGGGCGCCAGAAAUUAUGCUUAACUGGAUGCACUACAAUCAGACAGUUGACAUUUGGUCUGUGGGCUGCAUAAUGGCUGAGCUGUUAACGGGACGUACUCUGUUUCCAGGCACCGAUCACAUACACCAGCUGAAUCUAAUCAUGGAGGUGCUCGGCACACCUAAUGAUGAGUUUAUGAACAAGAUCUCGUCGGAAAGCGCACGCACCUAUAUACGAUCAUUGCCCGUGAUGCCGCGUCGCAAUUUCCGUGACGUUUUUCGAGGUGCCAAUCCACUGGCCAUUGAAUUGCUGGAAAAGAUGUUGGAACUGGAUGCGGAAAAGCGUAUUACAGCUGAACAGGCACUUGAACAUCCAUAUAUGGAGAAAUGGCAUGAUCCCAGUGAUGAGGCCACAUCAACGCUCUACGAUCAAAGUUUUGAGGAAGAUGAAAAUACGGUAGAGAAAUGGAAGGAGAUGGUGUUUACCGAAGUACGACGUUUUAAGCCACCGCAGGCAUUUGCCGACCUCUUGUCGCAGGCUCAAUAGCAAACAAACGAUAUGCUAUAAAUUUAGUUUUUUAGUUAAUCACAAGUCGUCCCCAAAUUGUAUUCAUAAAAUUUGAUCGUAAUUGUUUCCAAAACUACUGUCGUCACAGCCUUAAUAUCCAGUUCAACUUUUUUGGUGUUGGUGCUUAACAAUAUAUAUGUAAAUGUAUGUAUAUAUACUAUAUGUGUGUACAGUGAAAGCCCCUUUGAGCAACCUUGAAUAACUACAAGACCUCUUUCACUGUGUAUAUAUAUAUGCCUGUAUUUUGUAAAUGUAAAUGUAUGUAUAUUUAUGUACAAGUCUGCAAAGUGUAGUCUAUAGACGAU